This is a messenger RNA of Lasiosphaeria miniovina, 626 nucleotides long. RefSeq lists its product as uncharacterized. Bases 106 to 585 code for a protein of 159 amino acids. The transcript has a single exon. The record is from RefSeq and is a predicted model, not a curated record. NCBI's taxonomy places the organism in Eukaryota, Fungi, Ascomycota, Sordariomycetes, Sordariales, Lasiosphaeriaceae.
GCUACUCGCCCUCCCUGGGGCUCAGCUGGGACAGCUGGGACGGUUCUGGGAUCUGCUUCUGCCUCCAUCUCUACCAGACCAGGCACUGCCUUGUCGUUGGCGUCCAUGGAAGCUCCUUUGUUGACUUUGUCUGUCUUCCCUCGUUCCAUGUUUGCCGUCACUACCGACGCUCACCAAGCAAAGCACCGCUCUGUCGCAGGGUUGUCUUCCACUGGCUGGACUCCCGAAGUUCCUACGCACAGGGCAGUCUUCCGUCCCCCUCUCCCGUCAGCUAGAGCACUUUGUUUUCCUUUUCGGGUCCGAUCAUUGAGCAACUACAAGAAGCACCACAAGCCGAAACUCCAGCAGCCUCCAGCAGCCUCCAGCAGCCUCCAGCAGCCUCCAGCCACCCUUCUGCAGACUACCGUCCAGCUGCCUAGCAUAAACCCCGCCCAGGCACCACAGAUAAGCACCCACACACCACAGCGCGAUUUUCACAACCUCAAACUCUUCAUCGCUGACCCCCGAUCUGCAGAGUCCCAUGUCUUCCCCAAGACGUCGCUCUCCACCGCAUUCGUUAAAGACCGGAUAAACUCGAGACCCUGAUCACAACCUGCAAUCAUGUUUGACACUUGUGCCAAAAGUGA